Messenger RNA from Saccostrea cuccullata (small rock oyster), 1426 nucleotides. RefSeq names its product tRNA (cytosine(38)-C(5))-methyltransferase-like. The transcript is spliced from 8 exons. Bases 17 to 1243 code for a protein of 408 amino acids. Gene Ontology annotation, molecular function: methyltransferase activity. NCBI's taxonomy places the organism in Eukaryota, Metazoa, Mollusca, Bivalvia, Ostreida, Ostreidae. Gene Ontology annotation, cellular component: nucleus. The record is from RefSeq and is a predicted model, not a curated record.
GAUUCUGUUCAUUAUAAUGUUAGACAGUGGUAUACCUCACGAGGUAGUAGCAGCCAUUGAUGUGAAUACAACUGCAAACAAGAUUUACAAGCACAACUUUCCUGGAACCAAGUUAAUGGAUUGUGGAAUUGAGUCACUAUCUGCCAAAAAGCUUGAUGAGAUGAAGAUAGAUAUGAUUUUGAUGAGUCCCCCUUGUCAACCAUUCACUAGAGUUGGUAAGAAACUGGACGCCAAUGACAUCAGAACCAGCUCUUUCCUUCAUCUGUUGUCCUUACUUCCAAGGUUAAAUAACUGUCCAAAGUACAUCCUCAUUGAAAAUGUGAAAGGCUUUGAAGAAUCUGACACUUGCCUUAAGUUACGUGAAACAUUAAGGGAAUGCAACUUUGCCUAUCAGGAGUUUUUGCUUUCACCACUCCAGUUUGGCAUUCCGAAUUCAAGACUACGAUAUUACCUCAUAGCUAAAAGAGAAUCUUUAAAGUUUUCUUUCGAAACUUCAGCAGAGAUUCUGACUAAACUGCCAGAGGAAAAUUACUUAAAGUAUGUCCCAGGGAAAAGUAGUACAUUUCAAUCCUCAAGUGAAAAUGAGUGUCAGACUGAAAAAACAGAUGUGGAACAUUCUAGCAAAACUGAGGACAGACAUACAGAAAAUAUGCCUAAUGAUUCUUCUCAGGGAAACAUUGCUAUGACAUGUCCAAUCUGUCGAGAGCAGUGCCUACAGACAGCGGGGCAUAACAUGAGACAGAUAACAGAGGAUGACUCCAGUCCUUAUCCUGACUGCUGCCCUGUGUUGAAUUUUUUAGAGAACAAACCUCCUGAGUAUUUUGAUUCCUUUUUGUUGACCAAAAAAGAACUGAAGAGGUUUCUCGUCAUGGACAUUGUGUUUCCUUGUUUACUAAAGACAACUUGCUUCACUAAAAGAUAUGGUCACUUUAUGGAAGGGGCAGGCUCCAUUUUCCAAAUGUCUACAAAUAUUUCUAAUAUGGAAAAAGCCAGUGAGUUAAAAGAUAGAACUCAAGAACUGAAGAAUAGAGAUGAUUGGUCAGAUGAGGAUUAUGAAGUGUUGUCACGGUUACAACUGCGAUACUUCACUCCUAGAGAGAUUGCCAACUUCCUAUGCUUUCCAUCCACCUAUGACUUUCCUGAGGAUUUAUCUCGAAUUCAGCUGUAUAGGACUUUAGGUAAUAGUCUGAAUGUCCAUGUGGUGUCUGCUCUUAUACAAUUAAUGGUUAAAAAUCCAGAAUGACGGGACCAGUGGAACUCAGAAACUGGAUAUACAAUGUGAUGCAAAGAACUUAUUUCUUUCAAAACGGAAACAGAAAAAAGAUGUAGGAAUUUAUUUCAAAAUCAUAAGAAAUGGUUGUAUUUUUGAGAAACAAGAUCAAAAAUGUAUGUAUUUGACAGUAAAUUUUGAAAAUGUUUUGUUUGU